AUGCCGUCCAACACUCCACCAAUCCCCACUGGCAACUCGGCGCCGCAGUUAUUUCUCAUCUCGCAAAAUGAUGAGAUAUACGAGCAGGAUGUUCUCCGGGAUCAAGGCAAUAUCAAAGCGUGGCUGAACUAUAUUAGCUUCAAACGACAAUAUGGAACACUUCUGGAGCAAUCCUUUGUCCUCGAGCGCGCAUGUCGAGCAUUGCCGCGGAGUUAUAAAUUAUGGAAGAUGUACCUCGAAUUGAGAGUGUUGCAUCUGAAGGGAAAGAGUCCGUCACGAUAUCAGCAGGAGUUUCAAAAAGUGAAUGCGCUGUUCGAAAGAGCCCUGGUGUUGUUGAACAAAAUGCCCGUCAUCUGGACCAUGUACCUGAACUUUCUCUGUCGUCAACCACUCGUCACCUCGACACGCCGCACAUUUAACCGAGCACUUCGAGCACUGCCGUUGACUCAACAUGAUCGUAUCUGGGCACUCUAUCGACCUUUCGCAAACUCGGCGGGCGGUGAGACGGCGGUGAAGAUUUGGAGGCGAUACGUGCAGACCCACCCGGAGCACGUCGAAGAAUACAUCGAACUGCUUGUGCAGGAGGGAAAAUACACAGAGGCUGUACAACGGUACAUUGCUAUUUUGAACAAUCCCAAGUUCAAGUCAAGAGAAGCCCGAGGACCAUUCCAACAUUGGACAGAGAUGCUUGAGAUUUUGAUCGACAAUGCAAAAGUAAUACCGAAUCCAAUCCCAUUUCCCGAUGGCAGCAGUAUGGCCGUCGAGACCAUCAUCCGAUCUGGUCUGGAGAGAUUUCCGGAUCAACGUGGUAUCCUGUGGGUCGGCUUGGCACGAUACUACAUCAAUCUCCGAGCAUUUGAGCGGGCUCGGGACAUUUUUGAAGAAGGCGUCACGACCGUCAUGACCGUGCGGGACUUCUCGAUCGUCUUUGACACAUAUGCCGAUGCAGAGGAAACGUUACUUGAGAUGAAGCUGCAGGAGUCGAAGACCCGACAAGAAAAGAACAAAGUCGACGUUGAUGCAGAUCUGGAUGUGGACAUUCACAUGAUGCGAUUCGAGCAACUCAUGGACCGAAGGCCAUUCCUAGUGAACGAUGUCCUCCUCCGACAAAACCCUCACAAUGUCAUUGAAUGGCAAAAACGCGUUGCGCUGUGGAGCGACAACAAAAACAUGGUUGUGCAAACCUAUGCUGAUGCGAUCGCUGCGAUCAAUCCCAAGAAAGCUGUUGGCCAAUUCUAUGAGCUUUGGACAAAUUAUGCCAAAUUUUACGAAGCGGGUGGUGAUCUGCAAACAGCACGAGUGAUUCUAGACAAAGCUGUCAAGGUCCCAUAUAAGUCGGUAACUGAGCUCGCUGAAAUGUGGACACAAUGGGCUGAGCUUGAACUCCGAAAUGAGAAUUUUGAUCAAGCCGUCGCGGUCAUGUCUAAUGCCACCAAAGCUCCAAAACGAAGCAAUGUGGAUUAUUUCGAUGAGACGCUAUCUCCGCAGCAGCGUUUACACAAGUCAUGGAAGGUAUGGUCAUUCUACGUCGAUCUUGUCGAGUCCGUUUCAUCCCUCGCCGAGACCCGCAAAAUCUACGAACGCAUCUUUGAACUUCGCAUCGCUACUCCGCAAACUGUUGUCAACUACGCCAACCUUCUCGAAGAAAACGGGUACUACGAAGACUCAUUCAAAAUCUACGAGCGCGGCCUUGACAUUUUCUCCUACCCUGUCGCUUUCGAGCUCUGGAAUCUCUAUCUGACCAAAGCCAUGGAUCGCAAGAUCGGCAUCGAGCGACUACGAGAUCUCUUCGAGCAAGCCAUCGACGGCUGCCCCCCACGCUUCGCCAAAACUCUCUACCUCAUGUACGGCGCACUGGAAGAAGAACGCGGCCUCGCCCGCAGCGCUAUGCGUAUUUAUGGCCGCGCUACCCGCGCCGUCGCCGAUGAGGACCGCAGCGAAAUGUUCGAAAUUCUCAUCACUAAAUCGGCCUCUAACAUCGGUCUGACCUCCACCCGCACCAUCUACAUGGACGCCAUCGCCGCCCUCCCCGACAAAGAGGCCGCCGCCAUGUGUGUCAAAUUCGCCGAGAUGGAGCGGCGGCUCGGCGAGAUCGACCGCGCCCGCGCCAUCUACGGCCACGCGAGCCAAUUCUGCGAUCCCCGCGUCCAGCCAGAAUUCUGGCGCAAGUGGGAGGGUUUCGAAGUCGCCCACGGAAACGAGGAUACUUUCAAGGAGAUGCUGCGCGUCAAGAGGAGUGUCGUCGCGCAGUUCAAUACCGACGUUAGUUUCAUCGCUAGUCAGGCCGUUGCCAGACAACAGCAGGCUCAGCAUCAGCAGAAUGGCGAUGGCGGCGAUCUUGGUGGCGAUGGUGCCCCUGCCGAUGAUGCUAUGGCUGCGCUGGAGAGGCAGGCGAGAGCUCCAAUGGGUUUCGUCGCGGCGAGCACCGGCCCGGAGGGAGGACCGAAGAAGGAUAUCCUGCCUCAGGUUGUUGCCCCAGUCAAGAAUGCAGACGAGAUUGAUAUGGACGAUGAAGACUUGUGA
Molecule: messenger RNA, 2523 nt
Organism: Dissoconium aciculare CBS 342.82
Lineage: Eukaryota; Fungi; Ascomycota; Dothideomycetes; Mycosphaerellales; Dissoconiaceae
Product: TPR-like protein
Exons: 1
Coding region: 1-2523 (840 amino acids)
Biological process (GO): generation of catalytic spliceosome for first transesterification step; mRNA splicing, via spliceosome
Cellular component (GO): post-mRNA release spliceosomal complex; U2-type catalytic step 2 spliceosome; Prp19 complex
Molecular function (GO): protein binding
Source: RefSeq, a predicted model, not a curated record